Molecule: messenger RNA, 10423 nt
Organism: Erpetoichthys calabaricus (reedfish)
Lineage: Eukaryota; Metazoa; Chordata; Cladistia; Polypteriformes; Polypteridae
Gene: aspm
Product: assembly factor for spindle microtubules
Exons: 30
Coding region: 120-9980 (3286 amino acids)
Biological process (GO): establishment of meiotic spindle localization; spindle organization; mitotic cell cycle
Cellular component (GO): spindle pole
Molecular function (GO): protein binding
Source: RefSeq, a predicted model, not a curated record
UGGAGAGAGGAAAUUUUGAACCAUCACGACUGAGGUGUGUUAGAAUGGUGUAAUGUGUGAAGUGUUUCUGUAUAAUUAGUGAGUGCCAUCAAGAAGGAAGAGAAACACUGAAAAGAAUCAUGUCGACAUUUGUUGCAAAGGGAUGUGCAAUGGAUAUUAGCCCUACGUAUCGAGGGCAGGAGCAAGAGCCGAAGAAAACGAACAGAGCGGCUUUUACCUCUAGCAGCAACAAGGAAAACAGUUGCACGCCGUUCCCUGUUUUAUCUCUGAUUCAUUUCUCUGGAACCCCUUACGUGAGUUUUGAAGCAGUCAAACUCGGAUCUUCAAAAAGCGCUGUGUUGCUUAUCGACAAUCCUAACGAUGAAGUGGUCGACGUGUCCGUAGAGAAGUUCCCAUCGCCGAAAGGAUUUUCCAUGGACAAAAGAAACUUUACUAUUCAGCCAAAUGCACAAAUUCCACUUUCAAUCGUAUGGACACCAUUGGAAGAAGGGGGUGUCCGAGAAAUAGUAGUGUUUGUUACAAAUGGGAUUGUGAAACAUCAGGCCAUCCUACUUGGAAGAGCUGAGGCAACCAAAAAGAAAAAAAGAAGCAUGUGGGAAUCUAUUAAAAGAAAGAAGCCACCUGAUGAAAUUGCAGUUCGCAAAACUCACAAAGCUGAUAUUGUGCUACCAAAGUCUGCCAAUCGGACCUUCCAUGUAUCUCGGAAGGUAGAAUACACAAAAGCAAAAAACUCUCACAGUCCCGUGCAGCCUUGUGAUGACAUCCUCUCUCCUUCUGGAGAAAGAGUUACUGAUGGAUUAAUUCUUAGAUCAAGUCUGAUGACCCGUGAAGGAAAGGCACUGUCCCCUAUUGCAUUUGUGCAACCUCAGAUCCAAACACCAUGUACUGCGAGUAGGCUGACCGCCAACACUCUUCUGUACGGGGCAAGCGUUGAUUCUGUAGAAGUCGAAGAAUCACAUUUGCAAAGUGAAACAAGAGUGCAAACUGCCUUCUGCAUUAAAGAAACUGUAAGUGUUGAAAGUACAACAACCCAGAUGUCUUGUGAGUCAGUGACAUAUUUUGAAAAUAUGAAAAACAAUAUUGAAAUACAUAACUGGACACUUUCACCUGUAAAUGUCUCAGGUCAUGUUUUACAUACUCCUCUUAGUCAUAAAAGAAUAUUAAGUCCAGAUUCUUUUGUUAACAACAGCUAUGUUCCCGAGGUAAAUAAUGACUCUGUGUUGGACAUAACUAUUCUGUCUCCAGAUCAGUUUCUGAAAGAUGGAGCAUUUGUCUCUUCAUCUAUUUCAGUAUUAACAGGUCAUGAGGCAGUAUUCGUGUCUCCUCAAUCAGGUUCAUCUUCUUCUAAUUCUUCAUCUACCAAAGAAAAGGAUCUGUUGUUUACUGACAACAGACUGGAUCAGACCUUUUCAUCAGAGCCUACACAGUCCAGGUUAACUUUCUUUGUCAAGCCAGAUCCUGAUAUCAGACCUGUAGUAGAAAAUCCAGUUAAAGAUGCAUCAAACAAGCGACCAGUCAUAUCAAUGACUGUCACUAAAUCAAAAAGUGGCCAAAUAAAAGAAAACAGAUCUGAGCCUAACCAGAAACCCUCUUUCAGAAAAUGUUUAGAGGACAGCGUGUACAAGGAUGGAAAUACCAGACUUGAUCAGCAACAAUUUCUAGCAUUCAAGGCCACAACUUUGGAAGGCCUGCCAAUUAUUGAUUCUUGUGGUGGUUUUGAGCUUCGUCCCCAAUUGGAAAAAGACACCCUGGCUGGUAAACUACCUGUAAAAAUACAAGACCCUAAACACACUAACAAAAGAAAAAGUGAUGAGUUUUUGGAGAGGACAUCUGAUUCCCAGAGUCACACUGUAGAAGUCAAGAAAAGGAAUCGAUCAGAAAGAGUUGUAGGAGAGACCAAAAAGCUCAGAGAGAGAGUACACUUUUCUUCAAGAAGUUUAAGCAGCACCAAGACGGACCAGCAGAAGAAAAAAAUAGUGGCAGCUGCCAUGAAGUCUGUCUCUACUAUCACAGUUCGGAAAUCGACAAAUGUAUUACAUCCACAGAUGUCUCAUAAACCAGGCAUAGACUUAAAGUCAAACAGGAUGCCCUCACAUAUGUCAUCUAAAAGACCAGUUAUUGGAGUUGCUCAAUCCAAACUAACCUUCUUCAAACCAGUGCAAACAGCAAUACCAAGGCAUCCCCUACCAUUUGCUGCAAAGAAUAUGUUUUACGAUGAACGAUGGCUUGAAAAGCAAGAAAGAGGAUUUACUUGGUGGAUCAAUUAUUUCCUCACACCUGAUGAUUUUAAAGUCUGCACUGAAGUUUUGAAAGUUAAUGCUGUAGCACUAGCCUUUGGAGUCGAAGGUCACCAUAAAGCUAGUGUUCCUAAAGCACCUACAAAAGAAGAGAUGUCUUUAAAAACAUACACUGCUAGGUCUAAGCUAAACCGCCUUCGCCGAGCAGCAUGUCGACUUUUCACUUCUGAAAACAUGGUGAAAGCAAUCCAAAGACUCGAGCUGGAAGUUGAAGCCAAACGUCUCCUUGUUAGGAAAGACCGUCAUCUUUGGAAAGAUAUAGGAGAACGACAGAAAGUUCUUAAUUGGCUAUUGUCAUAUAAUCCUCUGUGGCUGAGGAUUGGGCUUGAGACCAUAUAUGGGGAGCUCAUCUCCUUAGAAAGCAACAGUGAUGUGAUGGGUCUGGCAGUAUUCAUUCUUAAUCGUUUGUUAUGGAAUCCAGAUAUUGCAGCAGAGUACAGGCAUCCAACAGUACCUCAUCUCUACCGAGAUGGUCAUGAAGAAGCUUUGUCUCGUUUCACUUUAAAGAAGCUGUUACUCUUGGUCUGCUUUUUAGAUCAGGCAAAAGAGUCCAGGCUAAUUGAUCAUGAUCCCUGUUUGUUUUGCUUGGACUCUCAAUUUAAGUGUACUAAAGACCUCUUGCUGGCUUUUGCAAGAGAUUUUCUGAGUGGUGAGGGUAUUCUGUCGAAGCAUCUAAGUUACAUGGGCUUGCCAGUUUCCCACGUGCAGACCCCACUGGAUGAAUUUGAUUUUGCAGUGAGGAACCUUGCAGUUGACCUGAAAUGUGGAGUACGCCUUGUGAGAAUUGUAGAGCUGUUGACAGAAAACUGGAGCCUUUCCAGCAAACUCAGAGUCCCAGUCAUUAGUCGUCUUCAAAAGAUGCACAAUGUUGAGAUUGCUCUUCAAGUCCUGAAAACAAAAGGAGUUAACCUAAAGGAUGAACAUGGUGCUGCAAUUGAAUCCAAAGAUAUUGUGGAUGGACAUAGAGAGAAAACUCUAACACUGCUAUGUCGAAUCAUUUUCACAUUUCAGGUGGAAAUUUUAUUGGACGAACAGCAGCUGUGUGAAGAAAUUCAUUUUCUUCGACGAGCCCAAAAAUUGCAGCGGAUUCUUUCAGGUCUUCAGUCAAGCUCAAAAAAAGCUUUCUUAAAGGAAGAUACUGAAGCCAGAUUAGACUCUGGCACUAAAGUGAAACUGUUGAUGGAGUGGGUAAAUGCAGUAUGUGCUUUCUACAAUACUAAAGUUGAGAACUUUACUGUCUCUUUCUCAGAUGGAAGAGUACUGUGUUUUCUUAUUAACUACUAUCACCCCAGUUAUUUGACAAUGGAAGCCAUUCGUCAGAAGACUACUCAGACGGUUGAAUGUGGACAUCGUGGUACCAUUGGUCUUAAUCAAUCAUCCAGUGACUCUGAUGACAGCAGUUUGAAUUGUCAGGAGCUAAAUGACACCAGUACAAUAUCAGUCAAUUUCAAAGAACUUCUAGAGAAUGAAAAGACCAACUUUCAGUUGGUGAAUAAUGCUGUUUCCAACCUUGGAGGUGUACCAGCAAUGAUUAACUCCCAGGAUAUGUCAAAUACAAUUCCAAAUGAAAAGGUUGUUAUUUGUUACCUGUCAUUUCUUUGUGCCCGUCUUUUGGAUUUGUGUAAAGAGACAAGAGCAGCAAGAGUCAUCCAGACAGCUUGGCGGAAGUAUAAACUGAAGCUUGAGCAGAAAAAACAUGAGGAGAGAAAUCAUGCUGCUUGCAUCAUUCAGAUGGCUGUUCUCAAGUUUCUCAAUAAGUGUAGAGAAAAGAAUUUAAUUGCUGCAGCAAUAAUUAUCCAGUCAUUUUGGAGAGGCUAUUUGGUAAGAAAGAAAGCCAGGGAGGACCUCUUAAGACUCCAGAAUGAAUCUGCAACAAUUAUUCAGGCUUAUUGGAAGAGAUAUUCUGCAAUGAAGCACUAUCGGCACAUUAAACACUGCAUUAUCAUGUUACAAGCCCGGGUACGGAUGAAAAUUGCACAUUCUGCAUAUAAGAAGAUUCUACAGGCGGUUGUUACUAUUCAAAGACGGCACAGAGCCAAUUUAUUAGCAAAAGGACAACGUCGGCACUAUUUAGUUAUGAAGGCUUCAGCUGUAUUGAUUGGAAGAUGUUACAGAAGAUGGAAAAGCCGUAUGCUGGCAAGACAGAACCUAGCUGCUUUGGUUAUACAGUGUUGCUUUCGACAGUGGCGCUCCCAAGUACAUGCCAAAAGAAAUAUGGCAGCUAUUCACAUACAAGCAUAUUACCGUAUGUACAGCAUUCAGAAGCAUUUCAUGAACAUUCAAAGAAAAAUUGUGAAAAUUCAGGCAUGGUUUAGAGGCUGUAUGGCAAGAAGAAAAUUUAAUCAAAUGAGAACUGCUGUCCUUACCAUCCAGAGACAUUAUAAGGCAUUUGUAUGUGGUAAAGCCCAGAGACAAAAAUUCUUGCUUGUUCGUAAAUCUGUAGUAGUCAUCCAAUCAUAUUACAGAGGAAUGAAAGGGCGGUUGAUCUACCGACAGAUUAAAGCUGCUUGUGUGAUUGCAUCAUUUUGGCAGAUGAAAAAAGAGAGGGCACGGUUUUUGCUUGCAAGACAGAGUGUUGUCAUUUUGCAAUCACAUGUAAGAACCUGGCAAGCUCGAAGGAGAUACCAAAGACUUAAAAGAUCAGUUUCCUUAAUCCAAGCAUGUUACAGAGCGGUCACCCUUGGCAGAAAAGUGAGAGAAAGCUUCCAGAGCAUGAAGUUGGCUGCUAUUGUACUUCAGGCAGCAUGCAGAGGAUGGCAGGCAAGGAGAAGGAGGCAUAUGCUGAAAUCUGUGGUGAGAAUUCAAUCUGUCUACCGUGCUUAUGUUGCCCAGAAGAAAUUUUUGAAACUGAAACAGGCCACCAUUACAAUCCAGGCUAAUGUGAAGAUGGUGCAAACACAACAGCGUUACACAAAGCUGAGAAAUACAGCAAUAUAUAUACAGAGGACUCGAAGAGCCAAUCAGCUUUGUACUGUUCAUGCAGGUGAAUUCAGGAGAAAGCGCAAGGCUUGCAUUGUCCUACAGGCAGCUGCCAGAGGCUAUGUUGUGAGAAAACAGAUUCAGACAUGGAGAAUAGCAGCUGUUAAAAUUCAAUCGGCAUUCAGAAUGAAAAAGGAAAGAGCUUGCUAUCUUUCAAAGUAUAAAGCUGUUCUUGUUCUUCAGAAGCAUUACAGGUGUUACAGAGAAGGGAUUGCAUACAGAAGCUCAUUUUUAAGGGUCAGAGCAGCAGCCAUGUGCUUGCAGGCAGCCUACAGAGGUUUCAGGCUGCGCCAAACUCUGAAGCGUCUGCAUAAGUCAGCAAGUGUAAUACAGAGAGCAUUUAGAGCUUGUGUAUUAAGGAGAAGGUUUUUGGAAAUAAAGAAGAGUACCAUUCUGAUUCAACGGUGGUACCGAGCUUGCAUAUUAGGAGUACAGCAAAGAGUAGAGCACAGAAAAUUAAAGGUAUCUUCAAUUGCAAUACAGGCAAUUUACCGUGGCAAGGUUGUGCGCACCAAAAUACAAAAGUGGCAUAAAGCUGCCUUGGUCAUUCAGACAUGUUUCAGGAGAUACCAGGCUGAGAAAAACUACCAUGCUUUAAAGAAUGCUACCAUAUUUGUUCAAAAACGCUUCCAAGCUAAACUUGCUGGUGGCAAACAGCAAGAGAAAUACUUGGCUCUUAGGCAUUGUGCACUGAAACUUCAGGCUGCAUGGCGAGGAAAGACUGUAAGGCGACGGCUUCAAGUGCAACAUCAAGCAGUGACAUUGAUACAGAACUGUUACAGGACCUAUGUGUUGCAUAGGAAGUGGAAGACAAUGCGUUUGGGAGCUGUGAGAAUACAACAGGCAUACAGGGCCUACACAUGUGGAAAAAAGCAAAGAGUGAAAUUUCUCCGUUUGAGGGAAGCUGCUGUUAUACUGCAGGCAGGUUUCCGCGGUAUGAAAGUCCGUCAACGUUUGCAGGCACAUCACAGGGCUGCAUGCAAAAUUCAAGCUGCAUACAAAACUUUUAAAGCCAAAACCAAAUUUAAUGUUCAGAAGACUGCCGCAAUAUGCAUCCAGAGGAGGUAUCGGGCCAUGGUUGUUGGACAAAUUCAGCGUCAAAAAUAUGUUCAACUACUGCAGGCAACCAUUAAACUUCAAUCCAUAUACAGAGGAGUUAAACUGAGGAGGAUGGUACAGCAACAGCACGUUGCAGCCACUGCUAUUCAAGCUUAUUUUCGAAUGCACAAAGCUCAAUGUUCCUAUCUUGCAAUGAGACUAGCUGCACCCAUUAUUCAAGUAAACUAUCGUGCCCAUCUGAAAAGGAAGGAAGAGCGGGAAAAGUAUCUGCACACACGAAAAUCGGUUAUUUUCAUUCAGUCUGCAUACCGAGGUAUGAGAGAUCGCCGUAUUCUCAGAGAAAGGCACAAAGCUGCUUCGGUGAUUCAGGCACAUUAUCGCAAGUGGAGACGUUAUAUUCAGUUUAAAAAACUGAAGUGGGCAGUUAUGGUUGUCCAACGAAGGUUCAAAGCAAAUUGUUUAAGGAACAUUGAAGUCGGUAAAUACAAAACCAUUCAAAGGGCUACCAUUUGCAUUCAGGCUGCCUUCCGAGGCAUGAAGGCCAGAUGCCACCUAAAGCACAUCCAGGCUGCUGCACAGCUUAUCCAGCACAGGUACAGAUGUUACUUGCAACACAAAAGAUAUGUGGUGCUACGAUGUGCAACUGUCACCAUUCAGAGAAGGUAUAGAGCGCUUAUAGUGGCAAGACAGCAACAAAAUAGCUAUCAUGCUUUGCGUACAGCUGCCAUUACUCUACAAGCUGCUUACAGAGGAUUGAAAUGUAGGAAAACAUUGAAACGGCAACAGAGGGCUGCAGUUGUUAUCCAGUCUGCUUUCAGGAUGUACAAAGCAAAAAUUCCGUUCAAAGCAAUGAAACUGGCAGCCAUUAUGAUUCAGACCUGUUAUAAAGCAUACCUUAAAGGUAAAACGCAACGAAACCUCUUUUUAACAUAUCGAAAGAGUGCAGUUAUUAUCCAGUCCGCCUACAGGGGCAUGAAGGUACGUCAGGAAUUGACUAAAAUACGCUGUGCAGCAGUGAUCAUUCAGGCCUGGUUUAGAGCACACAAGCAAAGGUGGGAUUUUCAAAUAUUGCGUUCAGCAGCUGUUGUUUUACAGCAAAGGUACCGAGCACAGAAACUGAAAGUUUCUGGAGUAGAGCAGUAUCGCAGAACAAAACAAGCUGUGGUCUGUAUCCAAAAAGCAUUCCGAGUUUGGCAGGCAAGGCAGUUGGUGCGCCGUGAGACGGCAGCAGUGCACAUUCAGUCAUUUCUAAAGAUGUAUGUCCAAAGGAGAGCUUUCUUGCGUCAAAAAGCUGCUGCAGUUGUCAUUCAGUCAGCGUUUAAGUGCUAUAAAGCCAGGGCAUGUUACAAAGAAAUGUGCGUUUCUUCAUUAGUAAUUCAGAAGUGGUACCGAUCAAGUAAAGAAACCCAGUUACAAAGAGCCCAAUACCUGGAAAUGAAGAAAGCCGCCAUCUUGCUACAAUCAGUUUUCCGAGGAAUAGCUGCUAGGAAACUAGCUAAGCAAAAAUCAGCAGCGUGCAAAAUUCAGUCAUUCUUACAAAUGGCCAUUUGUAGAAGAAACUUCAAAGAGCACCGAUCAGCUGCCAUUACCAUACAAGCUCAUUACAAGGCCUGUAUUGCAAGAAGAAAAUAUGAAAGCUACAGGAGGGCUGCCCUGGUCUUGCAAAAACAUUACCGGGCCUUCUUGAUAAUGAAACAACAAAGGUUGGCGUACGUUACGACAGUGAAGAGACUCCAAAUGCUGCAAGCAAGAAUUAGGGGCUUCAUCACACGACAAAGACUCAAGAGACUUCAGAAGGGUGCUACAGUAAUACAGGCAUUAUUUCGUGGAAGGAUGCAGAGGAGACAGUUCCUACAAUACAAGAGGGCUACAGAGGUGAUACAGGCACACUAUCGUGCAUAUCUGUUACAGAAGAUGGAGAAAGCAAAAUACCUAAGAAUGAAAGAAUCUGCAAUUGUUAUUCAGGCCCACAUAAGAGGCUACCAGACAAGACAGCAUAUUCUAAAAAUAAAAGCAGCCCAGAAUAUCUUGGCAUGGUACAGAGGCUGUGUGGUUCGCAGAGAAUACAGGAUGAGGCAGAAAGCCAUUGUAACAGUUCAUCGCUGUAUAAGAACAAAGCUACUCAGAAGAAGAUUUCUUAAACUGCAUCAUUGUGCAUGCAUCAUUCAGAAGAGAUGGAGGGAAACAAUGCAAGCAAGAAUGAAUCAUCUGAGAUUCUUACAGUUACGGACGUCGACAGUAACAAUUCAGGCUGCCUGGAGAGGUUAUCGCACACGAAAGCUGUUUUUCAAGAUGCAGAGGUCAGCCUUGCUAAUUCAAGCAUUUUACAGAGGGUUUGUACAGAGAAGAGAUUUUCUGAGAAAGCAGAAAGCGGUCCAAGUAAUAGAAAAUUAUUUCCAUGCUUGGCAAAGGGGUCGACUUGAGCGGUCAAAGUUUCAGAGCAUUAAAAAUGCAACCAUUACUCUCCAGGCAUUCUGUCGUGGCUGGCUGGUCAGAAAGAAGAUGAUUGAGCAGAAGCAAGCUGAGAAACGGAUGCAAUUCUCAGCAGCUGCUUACCAUCACAUGAGUGCUAUCAAAAUUCAGAGGAACUUCAGAGCUUAUUUGGUUCUAAAACGUGCAAAGCAACAAAUUCACUCAGUCAUCUGCAUACAGAGGUGGAUGCGAGUCAUCUUACAGCGAAGACAAUUUCUGAAUAAAAGGGAGAAUAUAAUAAAGAUUCAAAGAUCGGCACGAGUUUGGCUACUUCGACGCAGUAACGCAGCAGCUGUUAUUCAAAAAGCUGUGAAAAAUUACCUUUGUAAAAAACAGAAGGAAGCAUUCCUCCAAAGAGUAAUCAAGGUCCAGGCAACUUGGAGAGGAUUCUGGUCACGUAAAAUGAAUGACACCCGUACAGUUGUGGCUAUAAGGCAUCGGCUGGAAAAGGCUAAUCGGGAAAGCAAAGAAGAGGAAAAGCUCUGUAACAAAACAGCAACUGCUAUAGACUACCUAAUGAGAUACAGGCAUCUUUCCUAUAUUCUUGCAGCACUAAAACAUUUAGAGACGGCCACCAGACUUUCCUCAGUGUGUUGUGAGAAGCUUGCAGAUAGUGGAGCUACUUUGACGAUAUUUACACUAAUCAGGAGCUGCAACCGCAGUGUGCCUUGUAUGGAAGUUAUAACCUAUGCAAUUCAAGUGCUUCUGAAUCUUUCCAAGUAUGAUAAAACAGUUGGAGCAGUUUACAACACUGAGCAUUCAAUCAAAACCCUGCUUGAGUUACUGCGAAUCUACAGAGAGAAGGCCGGGGAUAAAGUGGCUGAUAAGGGUGGAACUAUCUUCACCAAAACCUGUUUCCUCUUGGUCAUUCUGUUGCAAGAUCCCAGGAGAGCUUUGGAGGUUCGUAAUCUUCCCAAAGCAGUGGAGAACAUUCGCAGCAUUUAUAACCUGACGUCCCGUAAACACAUGAUGGACUCACAGCGAACCAUAACUAAACAGAAAAUGAAUGCAUCAUUUAAUGGCAGCUUUUUGACUCCAGCAACUCCCAUUAAAGCAAAACUAACUAAAAGGGUUGCCCCAGACUGGCUAUUAAGAAAAGACAGCUUGAAAGAAGUGGUGGAUCCCCUUCGAGCCAUUCAGAUGGUCGCCAGUGCACUUUGCAUUAGUAUCUAACUCUCUUUGAGGUUUGGGUGGGUUUUAUCUGGGGUUUCUUGAAUGAAAUGUGUAUAGUUCUUUGUAUAUAGAGUUAUACUUGAGGCUGGGGAAAUGCUAUUUUGUAAUCUGACAGCAGUAAGUUACCAGAGUUGUGAGUUGGUGUUGUGUUUUUACUGAUAUAUAAUUUGACGCAUUUCUUGUUCUUUAGUGAAUUCCUGGCCGUGAUUUUUAACAUCAACAUUUUAAUCAUGUUUGCUUUGUAAAUAUUUAUUUGUAGAACUGCUUGAAAAAUAUAUUUUUUAAAUAUUUCCUUUGUACAAAGUGACAAAUGUUUGCCAGCAGGUAAAGACAAGAUUUUUGAAUUUAAUUCUAAGCUGCUUACUCUCCCAGCCUCUCAUUAAUGUUUAGAGUUUGGCCUUGUCCUUACAUUCCAGAGGGUACUCAAUUAAAAAAAAAAAAAA